AUGUAUUCCGAUGACCCUUCGUGUUCCGACUGUAAAUUAGAAAUUAUAGAACGAAAUUGGACUCAGUUAUUACUAGAUUGGCUAAAUAGAUGUGUGUAUCGGUCGAAAGCAGUCACCGAACUAAGUUUUCGGAGUCUGGUGGACAUUAUAGACAAAUACAAGAAUGACAUAUGUGCCGACGAUUUUAAUAAAGCAUUACUAUGUACUGAUGAUUUGGAGCCAUAUAUAGCAUAUAAAUAUCCUAUAUUACGAUUAAGGGAUCUAUACGAAGAGGCUGAGUUGCCAAAAAAGAUCUACAUCAUGACGUCAAUACUCCUCUUCCACUGCUGCACUAACUCCCAGGGGCAAGUAGAGAGUGACAUUUGCAAGGAGAUGAGAGAUGAUGAGCAGGAAAUAAUAUUAAAAUUCUGCGAAGAGUUGAGUGAUAUGGAAGUGACUGUUAAUAAUAUAAAUACAGCUAUAAAAGAAGCCUUUGAAAUGAGAAAUAGAAAUGAGACAGAAUCGAGGAUUGAGACACCAAACUCAUCAAUGCAAGUGAUGAUAUCAUCCGAAAAGAAACCAAAGCUCACCUUUAAGUCAUCUAUAACUGUUCUGCCAUCUGUAGUUACAGAGACAUCGAUGUCAAGAUCCUCAUUAGAGGGAUUUUCUGAUAUUGCCUGUUAUCCGGUAACGUACGGAAAGUUUAACACUAACCAAAUAGUGAUGUCUUCCGAUUCUAAAGAUACUGAUGUAUCGAAUUAUAAUUUGGACAUACAAAAGUCAAAAUGUCAAGAAGACUGUUCAUGCACGAAAUGCCUUACAUCAACAACUUGUUGUGGUGAUCCUGGUCGGUCUAUGGUUGAAUGCGAUCAGCCCAUGAAAAAGAUCAUCUCUCAAUGGAACUGGAAAAUAUGUAUUAUAGUUUCAAGCGCCUUUUUAUUGUCAACUCUCGUGAUCAUUCUUAGUACUAUACCACUGUGGAAGAUGAGUAAAAAACCGACAGUUGUGAAAUUAACUGAACAAAGAGGAACUGUAAUCCCAGACUGGAUGUGGCAUUGUGAUAAUAGUUUUUGUAAUAAAGUUUUUCGCCCCGCUACCAAUAUAAGCAUGUAUACUUCUAUGAGCCGUUGCAAAUUGCUAUGUUCUGGACCCCAACUUUGGCCGCAACCUAUUGGGUAUACCUUCUUUAGCAAAACAAUAGUGUCUUUAGCAACAAGUAAGCUGGAAUAUAAAUUUCAAUCCAUACCUUCCGAUUCAGUUAACCAGUACUUAGCUGAAGCAUUUAAACUUUUCUUAAAGGAUUUAGCAAGACUCGAAAAAAUUGAUACUAAAUCACGAGAACCUCUUAAAGAACCGGUCAAAAAGAUGAUUAUACAAUUGGAUAUUGAAAGUGACUCUGAUCCGAGACUUAGGACUAAUACCGACGAAGCUUACAUGGUCAAAGUAGAUACAGAAAAACAUCAAGUUUUUAUUAAAAUCAGUGCGGUUUCCUUUUGUGGAGUUCGACAUGGCCUGGAAACAUUAAGUCAACUAAUCUUACUUGAUCAAAGUACUGGUACUCUAAUAACACUAUCUCAUACAGUUAUUAAGGAUGCACCAAGUUAUAAAUACAGAGGUGUAAUGAUAGAUACUGGAAGGAAUUAUAUACCCGUUAUAGAUUUAAUGAGAACAUUGGAUGGAAUGGCAACGUGCAAACUCAACACCUUUCAUUGGAGGAUAUCAGACGUUACAAGUUUUCCUUUGAAGUUGUCAAAAACGCCGGAACUGUUUGAGCAUGGAGGCUAUGAUAGAAGUAUGGUUUACACAAGAGAAGAUGUCAAGGCGGUGGUAAAAAGAGCUGGUAUUCGCGGUAUAAGAGUUUUGAUAGAAGUGGCUUUACCUGGUCCAGUUGGGCGACCCUGGUCUUGGCUGUCAGAUACAAGUUGUCCAACUAAAACCGAAAACUUUACUUGCAACAAUCCUUUGUGUCUAAGACUGCUGAUGACAGAAUCGGUUUUUGAUGUUUUACAAAACAUUUAUGCUGAAAUUAUUGAAUUAACGAAAGUUGAUGACAUUUUUCAUUUGAGCGAUGGAAUAUUUUCAUUGAUGCGUUGUAAUAAUUUAAUUGAAGAUAGAGAUGGAUAUCUAGAUAAAGCAUUAUUUCGUUUAAGAAUCGCAAAUAAAGGAUUCUUGCCGAAGCUACCGAUAAUUUGGUAUUCUACUCAUUUGUCACGAGAUUUUGAAGCUAAAGUUUGGGAGAAAUUAGGUGUCCAACUCUUAGAUUGGACCCAAAAUCCUUCUGAAUUUUAUUUGAGUCAAUUUAAAGUGAUACAUUCCACGAAAUGGGAUUUAUCUUGCGAGAUGAAAAAGCAACGAUGCACUAGAUAUAGAACUUGGCAAGAAAUGUACUCAUGGAAAUCGUGGAGAAAUAUUGAAGUUUUUACGAUAGAAGGUGGUGAGGCCGUCUUGUGGACUGAUUUGGUUGAUACUGGUAACAUAGACGAACAUUUGUGGCCGCGAGCGGCAGCUGUGGCGGAGAGGCUGUGGUCAGAUAUGGUUGCAAACUCUAGCGCAACCAAAUUUGUCUACCUUAGGCUUGAUACACAUCGGUGGCGUAUGCUACUUCACGGUGUCAAAGUUAAACCAAUCUGGCCGGCCUGGUGUAGCUUCAACCCUGGCAUAUGUUUAGAAAGAAUUCCUUAA
This is a messenger RNA of Pieris macdunnoughi, 2661 nucleotides long. NCBI's taxonomy places the organism in Eukaryota, Metazoa, Arthropoda, Insecta, Lepidoptera, Pieridae. The record is from the annotation of a GenBank genome assembly.